Rotaria sp. Silwood1 is the source of this 816-nucleotide messenger RNA. The record is from the annotation of a GenBank genome assembly. Lineage: Eukaryota; Metazoa; Rotifera; Eurotatoria; Philodinida; Philodinidae.
AUGUUAGUUACUUCAUCUACUAAUCGACAUUUGCAGAGAGUGGCUGAAAAUCUCCUGUGGAAAUUGGAAAAAGAAGAAACAGCCAUCACAAAAUCACAUGGAAUAUCGACAAUGCUCAAUGUUACUUUGGAGAAAUAUGAUAUUAUGUUGAGCUAUUCACAUAGCGACAAAGAUUUGUGUUAUCAUAUUCAUGAUUGUCUCGUCAAAGAUAACUUUCGAGUGUGGAUUGAUCGAGAUCAAAUGCAUGGACAAACGAUGGUCGCAAUGGCCACUGCUAUUGAAAAUUCCGACUUCGUAUUUUUAUGCAUGUCAGAAGCUUAUAAACAGAGUGCCUAUUGUCAAUCCGAAGCUCAUUAUGCUUUUGAGCGUCAAUGUUAUUUAGUUCCAUUGAUUAUGAAGUCAGGUUAUCGACCAGAUGGAUGGCUGGGGAUUAUUGCCAGCGGAAAGAUCUAUAUCGAUUUUCCUAAACUUGGAUUCAAUGUUGCUUAUGAAAAGAACUAUCCACAUUGUAUUAAUCAAUGGACAACAACUCAUGUUCGAUCAUUUCUUAUCAAUGAAAAACUCGAUAGUCUACUGCCAGUACUGGGAAAUAUGAAUGGACGUCUUCUUCAUGAAACCUAUAAAAGAUGCAAAGCACAUUGGGAUUUGAUGUUUCAAACGUUUAAAGCUGAAGUAGCAGCUGAUGAUCAACAAAAACUUCUGACUAUUGACACAUACAUUCGUUUUCUUGAUGCAAUCGAAAAGUAUAUACCAAUCGUAUCCAAUGACACUUCUAAGCCUUCAACAUCAACAUCGAUGUUUUGUACUGUAGUUUAG